AUGCCUCACAGUGGAGAGUCAAAUUCGAAAGAUGUGGGCAUUUCUGAAGCGAUUACUGAUGAAGCAUCUUCUGAGGCAGUGCACGAGAAGGAGAAAGCGAAAGAAGAGGCAUUGCAAGUGCCUCCCAUCACACUUCCUUUUCCCAACCGCCAAGUGAAGAGCAAGCUUGAAAAGCAGUUAGGUAAGUUCUUGGAGGUGGUUAAGAAUUUGCAGGUAAUAGUUCCUUUUAUUGAAUUAAUCACACAAGUGCCUGCUUAUGCUAAAUUCAUGAAGGACAUAUUGACUAGGAAAAGAGCUUUUAGUGAGGUGGAUACAGUUGCUUUUACUGAACAAUGUAGUGCUUUGCUACAAAAUAAAUCCCCUCCAAAACUGAAAGAUCCUGGUAGUUUCUCCAUCCCUUGUCACAUUGGAAAACUGUUUAUUGAUAAAUCUUUAUGUGAUUUAGGAGCUAGUGUCAGUGUAAUGCCUUUUUCUGUCUAUUCUAAACUGAAAAUGGGAGAUUUAAAAGUCACUAAUAUUACCUUACAAAUGGCUGACCGUUCUGUUAAAUAUCCUUUGGGUAUUUUGGAGGACGUCCCUGUUAGGGUAGGUAAGUUUUAUAUCCCUGUUUAUUUUGUUGUCCUUGAUAUGGAGGAAGAUCAACAAAUCCCUAUUAUUUUAGGAAAACCUUUCCUUCAUACGGCAGGAGCAGUAAUUGAUGUGAAAAAUGGUAGACUAACACUUUCUAUGGGGGAUGACAAUGUAACUUUCAAUUUGAGCAAUGCUUUGAAAGGUCCCAUGCUUGAGGAAAAAUGCCAUGUUAUUGAUGUAAUUGAUGUGAUUUGUCAUGAUAACUUGCCCCUAACUCUUAUGAAAGAUUCUUUGGAGGCCGUUCUUUGUCUUGAAUCUUCUACAGAACUUAGUCACAGCAAGAGCAAGAGAGUGCAGAGGUUAGUUCGGCCUAUAUGCAAAGUUGAGGUAAAGAAGUCUGAACUAAAACCUCUCCCUUCCCAUCUUAAGUAUGUUUUUCUUGAUGAGCAAGAGCUCCAUCCUGUUAUCGUCAGCACUACAUUCAAUGAUGCCCAACUUUCCCAACUUUUGGAUGUUCUGGAAACUCACAAGAAGGCCAUUGGGUAUAGUGUUGAUGAUUUGAAGGGUAUUAGUCCCGACUUUUGCAUGCAUAGGAUUCAUUUGGAAGAAGAUAACAAUCCUUGUAUUCAACCACAAAGGCGCUAA
Messenger RNA from Amaranthus tricolor (Joseph's coat), 1215 nucleotides. RefSeq lists its product as uncharacterized. The transcript is spliced from 2 exons. The record is from RefSeq and is a predicted model, not a curated record. Lineage: Eukaryota; Viridiplantae; Streptophyta; Magnoliopsida; Caryophyllales; Amaranthaceae. The coding region runs from base 1 to 1215 and encodes 404 amino acids.